This is a messenger RNA of Encephalitozoon hellem ATCC 50504, 1296 nucleotides long. Its product is annotated as cysteine desulfurase/transaminase. Bases 1 to 1296 code for a protein of 431 amino acids. The transcript has a single exon. Gene Ontology annotation, molecular function: pyridoxal phosphate binding; cysteine desulfurase activity. The record is from RefSeq and is a predicted model, not a curated record. Gene Ontology annotation, biological process: [2Fe-2S] cluster assembly. Lineage: Eukaryota; Fungi; Microsporidia; Unikaryonidae. Gene Ontology annotation, cellular component: nucleus; cytosol; mitochondrion.
AUGGCAGGAGAUUUAAAAAGCUGUCUGAAGAAAGCCUCUUUUCUCGAACAGACUCCUCUGCCGCAGCCCUUGCCCAACGACCUGACCCAAAAGGGGAUAUUUUUUGAUGUCCAGUCAACUACGCCUGUUGACCCAAGAGUUCUCGAUGCCAUGCUUCCGUUUUACACAUCGGUAUUUGGGAACCCACACUCUAGAACACAUAGGUACGGGUGGCAAGCAGAGGCUGGAGUUGAAAAGGCCAGGUCCCAAGUUGCCUCUCUGAUCGGAUGUGAUCCAAAGGAAAUAAUAUUUACCAGUGGAGCAACAGAAAGCAACAAUUUAGCGCUCAAAGGGGUUUCUGAAUUCAAGCUCAAGGAGGGAAAGCCUGUCCAUAUAAUAACACUGCAGACAGAGCAUAAGUGUAUUCUCGACACAUGCAGGAACUUGGAAGAGAGUGGUGUGAGAGUUACAUAUCUUCCGGUUGGAAAGGACGGAGUGGUUGAUAUUGAGGACAUUAGGAGAAAUAUAACAAAGGAUACGGUGUUGGUGUCUGUAAAUGCGGUGAAUAGUGAAAUAGGAACCAUCCAGCCUCUAAAGGAGAUAGGAAAGCUGUGUAAGGAAAAGGGGAUUUUGUUCCAUACUGAUGCAGCACAGGGGGCAGGAAAGAUCAAAAUCGAUGUUAAUGAAAUGAAUAUAGACCUUCUAAGCAUGUGUGCCCAUAAAAUCUACGGCCCAAAGGGGAUAGGUGCCUUAUAUAUUAGGCGAAGGCCUAGAGUCAGGAUGAUCCCACUGAUCAAUGGAGGGGGCCAGGAAAGAGGGCUCCGAAGUGGAACUGUUGCAUCUCCUCUGGUUGUAGGGUUUGGAAAAGCUGCAGAAAUAUGCUCGAAGGAGAUGAGAAGAGACUUUGAGCACAUCAAGAGGCUUUCAGAUAAGUUGAAGAACAUGUUUAAGAAGAACAUCGAAGGAGUAAUCAUCAAUGGAUCUGAGGAUGGAAACCCGGGGUGUGUGAAUGUAUCAUUUCCAUUUGUUGAAGGAGAAAGCCUUCUUAUGUAUCUCAAAAACAUAGCCUUGAGUAGUGGAAGUGCCUGUACUUCUGCUUCACUGGAGCCAUCUUAUGUUCUGAGGGCAUUGGGCAGAGAUGACGAGCUAGCCCACUCCUCAAUAAGGUUUGGAAUUGGAAGGUUUACACUGCCACAGGAGGUUGAUGUGGUAGCAAACAAGACCAUUGAGGCCGUUAAGAGGCUGAGAGAAAUGUCUCCUCUCUACGAGAUGGUUAAGGAAGGAAUAGAUUUAAGCAAGAUCAACUGGAGCUCGUAG